AUGUUAACAUUUAUAUCUAUUUUUCGAGUACCUUAUAUUAAUCAAUUAAUUUUCACAAAUAUCAAACACAUUUCAAAACAAAUCUAUUCAACUUUAACAAAACAUGAUGGAACAUUGAAUGUAUCACAAAAAGGUAGUGAUAUCAUUACAUCACAACAACCACUUUUAGCAAUGAUAUCACAAUAUGCAUUACCAUGGCAUUUUAUUAAACAUUAUAUCAAUAAUAACAAAGAAGAAUUAUUGUUUGAAAGAAGAAUGUAUUCAAUUACAAAAUAUUGUAGUCAUCCAAAUGCUACAUUAGAUACUCUUAUACAUCUAUUAGAAUGGUCACCAGAUUAUGAUCCACAAAAGGAUUAUUAUGCAAGUUAUUAUACUAAUUUAGUUGCCAGUAUAGCAUCGGUUGGACAUGUUGCUAUACUUGAACACCUUAUUAAACGGUACCCAAACCUAGACUAUUAUAAUGCCUAUGACAUGGCUGCUGAAAAUGGACAUCUUCCCAUUCUAAAGCUUCUCACUGAACAGACAUCUGCUCAAUCUAAUGAUAUAUCAGGUGCACUCGAUCAAGCUGCUAGAAGAGGCUAUCUCGAUGUUGUAACCUAUAUUCAUCAAACUAGACCAGCAUCAAGUAAAUCUGAAUUCUCAAAUGCAUUGGAUUCUGCUGGUAGUAAUGGUCAUUUAGAUAUGUUAAAGUUUCUUCUUUCAAAUAGAGUAGUAUUUAAAUGUACUGAAAAUACUGCAAAUGGAGCUGCCAAUAAUGGUCAUUUGCAUAUAUUAAAGUACUUGCAUGAAAACAAAAUAGAAAAUGUAUUUUCAAAAAGAUGUAUGGAUUUUGCAUCAAUGAGAGGACAUUUUGAGGUUGUACAAUGGUUACAUAAAAAUAGAACCGAGGGAUGUACAGUAGCAGCAUUAAAUAGAGCAACAACUUUGGAAUUAAUUCGAUUCCUUCAUUUGAAUCGUACAGAAGGUGCUACUACUUUGGCAAUUGAUAGUGCUGCUUUUUAUGGUUUGGAUAUGGUAAAAUAUUUAGCUGAAAAUAGAAGUGAAGGAUGUACACCAACAGCUUAUGAAAGUGCUGCAUUGGGAAAUGUUGAAUUGGAAGUAUUCCAAUAUUUACAUGAGAAAUUUAAUUUGGAAUGUACAAAACAAACAUUACGUACACUGGCAAAGAACGGUAGAGUUGAUGUCAUUCAUUAUUUUAACAAACAAUUUCCUACAUCAAAUAUUUGGAAACCAAAAAUUAUGGAUACAGCCGCUGAAUAUGGUCAAAUUGAUGUUGUCAAGUAUUUACAUGAAAAUAGAUCAGAGGGAUGUACAAGGAGAGCUAUGGAUGAAGCAUGUGGUGAUGAAGGGUCACUAGAGAUGGUGAAAUGGCUUCAUUUUAAUAGAACUGAGGGUUGUUCAGCCAAUGCUAUGGAUACCGCAGCAAGAUAUGGUAAAAUUGAUAUUGUAAAGUUUUUACAUUAUAAUCGUACAGAAGGAUGUUCAAUUGAUUCAAUGGGAGCAGCUGCACAAUAUGGACAUUUAGAAGUCAUGGAAUUCAUUCAAGAGAAUUGUGAGGACGCAUAUAUGGCAAGCACCGUUUUCUAUGACAAUAGAAGUCCCUUUAGAAACUACAACAAAAUCGUUCAAUUUGUGUUGGACAGGAAAUUGGUUGAAAAAGAAUUUAUCGAUAAAAGACAUACUGUCUAUCUUGCUACCAAUGCUCAUUAUGAGAUUCUUCAAUUGAUUUCAAGUGUAUGGGAAAAACAACAACACCAACAACAGGUCUAUAGACCUGUUACAAUACCAAUGUUGUUUACUCAAGUAAACAAAUCUGUGACACAAUCUCAUUUAAAAGGUAGAUUUGGUCAGUACACAAACGACUCAACUAAUAUGGUUUCCUUUUGGUUAAUCUCUUUGGUUAUAAUCAUAUUAUCAUUUGUGAUCAGAAACAAAAAAUAUAAUGAAAAGGAUCCACCAGGCCCUUUUUCAUAUCCAGUAAUAGGUAUUGGACCUUUUAAAUUAGGAUGUAUUCAUUUAGUGUUUAGAUACUAUUUAGAUAGAUAUGCAAAGGUUGGAAAGGUUUUAAAAAUAUUUUUAUUUGAUCAGCCUUAUAUCACUAUUGCCAAUCCAACAGUCCUAAAGAAUGUUUAUUCUGCAGAGAAUGGACAAUAUUUCAAAACUAGACCUCCACCCAUCAGACAUAUUUUAGCUCACAAUACAAACAAUUCUUUUAUUAUGGCUGAUUAUCCACAAUGGAAAGAAACACGUAAAUUAUUAAUUGGAUCAUUUGGUAAAUCUAAACUAGCAAAGAAUUACUCCCCUUUUAUUGAUUCUCAAACUCAAGAAUUAUUAAAAAAGUUUAAACAUUAUAAUGGACAACCUAUUGAAAUCAAUGAUUAUUGGAAGAAAUAUUUUAUGAAUAUGGUUUCAAAUCAUGCAUUUUCACAUUAUGUUUCAUAUGAUGAAGAUUUUAAUCAAGGAUUUUAUCACAAAAUAUAUCAUGCACUUGAAGGUAUCAAUUUUGGAAUGCUUGUACAAUUAAUUUUUUCAAGUUCCUAUUUUAUGUGGCCACUCAAUUAUUUGAUUCAAUUUAUUCUAAAAGAUCAUUAUACUGCUCUGCUAACUGAAUUAACAAAUAUCUAUAAUCAACAUGUUAAAACUAUUGAUGAUGAAAAUCCAAGAGAUUUAUGUGAUUUAUUAAUUUCAGCAGGAAAUGAAAAGGAAUAUGUUAUAAAUACAUGUUUUGAUAUGUAUACUGGUUUGGAAACAUCAUUAUUUACAUGUCAAUGGGCAGUUUUAAUGUUAAACAAUUAUCCACUUGUUCAAGAAAAGGUGUUUCAAGAACUCGACGAAAUAGUUGGUCGAGGUAAUCAAUGUUUUAUAUCACAUCGUCCAAAUACUCCUUAUUUCAAUGCAUUCCUAUUAGAAGUAUUCAGGUAUAGACCAACCGUCAUUUAUUCAUUCCCAAGAGAAUGUACUCAAGAUGUUAUACUUUCAGAUUACUUUUUCCCAAAGAAUUGUAUGGUAGCAGCAAGUGUAGAUGUACUUCAUCAUGAUCCAGAUUAUUUUGAUGAUCCACAUACAUUUAAUCCAGAUAGAUUUAUGAAUCCUCCGAUUGGACAAUUAAACAACAAAGAGAAUAUUUUACUUUUUGGAUCAGGUAAUAAGAUUUGUAUUGGAAUGAAUCUUGUCAAUGAUGCCAUCUAUAUUGCUUUGACCAAUUUACUGUUAAACUUUAAGAUCAAAAAUGAAACUGAAACAUCUAUAAUCUUUAGUUCCCCCAAUAAUUAUUCUUAUUGUUUAUCUCAAAGAUAG
Messenger RNA from Cavenderia fasciculata, 3297 nucleotides. RefSeq names its product cytochrome P450 family protein. The record is from RefSeq and is a predicted model, not a curated record. The coding region runs from base 1 to 3297 and encodes 1098 amino acids. Lineage: Eukaryota; Evosea; Eumycetozoa; Acytosteliales; Cavenderiaceae. Gene Ontology annotation, molecular function: protein binding; iron ion binding; oxidoreductase activity, acting on paired donors, with incorporation or reduction of molecular oxygen. The transcript has 12 exons.